CUGAAGGCUCACAAAAUCACAAAAUCAAACAUUAAAAUUUUCGCUCUCUAGACUAGCUAGCGGUCUUGGUCUCACUACUACUGUCAAACACAAUGUUCCGAGUCACGAAUCCGUCCUCUGCCUUCUCCUCAAACGAAGAGGAUCCCUCUGCGCUGGAUGCAUCCACUUGCCGCCAACAAGCCUUGGCUCGCAGUAGCCGCAAGCUGGAACGCCACCAUCCCAAUGUCAAGUUGCCACCUCGCUUGGACGAAAAGAGCAAAGAGGAACAAAUUCAACGAUGCUGCGACCGAUUCAAGUCAUUCCCGGCGACCGUCGAUACUUUGAUUCGAGCGUUGCAGACCAUUCUGAGCAACCCAGCUGUUCGAAAAUACCGGCGCAUUGAUCAGACCAAUCCCGGGUACCAACGCAGUCUAGCCGGAGCUCCCGGAGCAGAGCAGUUGUUGCUGGCCUUGGGAUUCAGAAGAAUGACAGACGAACAAAGCUUGGUGCUGGAUACUGUCAACCGAGAUCUCCUGCAAAUGGCGCUCGGUGCACUUAAUGAAACCACCAAGACGCCAGAAUACCAACACGCCAAGAAGGAACUCGUGUUUCGCAAGGAUGUUGCGGCUCACCUUCGUGCCACUCCCACUGCACACGAGCUGACUGCACGUCAGACACUGCUCUCCAAAGUCCCCAGAGAACCAGCUCCGGGCCGAAGUGCCGUCAUGAUGAUUCACUUAGGUGGUAACGACGACAACAGCAGGACAUUGACGCGUAGAUUUGACGGCGACGAUACACUCCAGGAUGUCUUGCACUGGCUGGCGGGAACUGUGGGAACAAUCUUUUACCAAAACCUCGUGGAAAGCCGCUCGUGGUCAUUGGUGGAUGUCAAUCGGUUGGGAGAAACACCCAUCAAUUGUGAUGCACCAGUUGCCGCCAUCACUACGUUACAGCAUUUGGGUUUCUGGCCGAGCGGAAGACUUCAGCUCCGCCCCUCAACGGUGCAUUGGAUGAAACGGCAAAACACAGACUCGUUGGAGAUGGGAGUCUCGCGAGGCUUGGCAUCAGCUCCCAGUGAGACCUUGAAGUACAUUUGAGAACUUUUGGAACUGGUCGCCAACCGUACCCCAAGCAUCAAACACAAAAAGGCGAUUGAUUCAAGGUUCACUGAGAGAAGAAGACGGUAGAGAUCCCUAAAACGUGUGUACAAAACAAAUCAUAACUUUAUAGAUUACAAUGGUCCUCUUCU
Molecule: messenger RNA, 1228 nt
Organism: Seminavis robusta
Lineage: Eukaryota; Bacillariophyta; Bacillariophyceae; Naviculales; Naviculaceae
Source: the annotation of a GenBank genome assembly